Molecule: messenger RNA, 366 nt
Organism: Anisakis simplex (herring worm)
Lineage: Eukaryota; Metazoa; Nematoda; Chromadorea; Rhabditida; Anisakidae
Source: the annotation of a GenBank genome assembly
AUGGCUCCGAACGCCGAUGUUGUGACAGCUGCUUCACGUGAGCCACCGAGAGCGAUCGUUUUCGAGACAUUCGAUGACGGCAAUCAAGCCUCAUCGAGGCGCCGAUCAUCGUAUGACUCACGAAAACGUUCCACUGCCGCUGAACUGGCAACACGCAGCAUAAACGCAACCGCAAAUAGCACAUCAUUCGACGUUUUUCAACAGACAAACACUCGAAAACCUUCAAAGAACGGCUCGUACGAGAAUCGGAUUCAAUGCUCAGUUGAGGAUCUCUAUGGCAGUGGCGAGUUCUUCGAGGAUGAUAUCGCACCUCAACCAAGCGGGAUAUUGAGAAGGUUAUUCGGUUCAUAUUCUGAACAAAUUUGA